CUUUUCAUCAGGGCAGCUCUGGGAGCUCAGGCUAGGUGGUGGCGGGGGCAGUCAGGCGCCCUGGCAGUUUUGUUUCUGUCCCACACUCCUCUCCAUCCGUGGAAGAGAAGGAUAAGCCGUGGGCCAUGAGGCUGGCCCUGCUCCUGGUUUUUGUCUCUGUCAUUCCGGGUGCUGUGCAGCUCUUGGACACAAGGCAAUUUUUAAUCUAUAAUGAAGACCACAAGCGCUGCGUGGAAGCGGUGGGCCCCAGUGCCGUCCAAACCGCAGUUUGCAACCAGGAUUCUGAAUCCCAGAAAUUCCGAUGGGUGUCUGAGUCCCAGAUUAUGAGUGUUGCCUUUAAACUAUGCCUGGGAGUGCCAUCGAAAACCGACUGGGUUCCUGUCAGUCUGUAUGCCUGUGACUUGAGAAGUGAAUUUCAGAAAUGGGAGUGCAAAAAUGACACACUUUUUGGGAUCAAGGGAGAAGAUUUAUUUUUUAACUAUGGCAAUAAACAAGAAAAGAAUGUUAUGCUCUAUAAGGGAUCUGGCUUAUGGAGCAGGUGGAGGAUCUACGGAACCACAGAUGACUUAUGCUCUAGAGGUUAUGAAGCCAUGUACACGCUACUGGGCAACGCAAAUGGAGCAACCUGUGCAAUCCCAUUCAAGUUUGAAAACAAGUGGUACGCAGAUUGCACAAGUGCCGGGCGCUCAGACGGAUGGCUCUGGUGUGGAACCACGACGGACUACGAUGCAGAUAAGCUGUUUGGAUUUUGUCCCCUGAAAUUCGAGGGCAGCGAAAGCCUGUGGAAUAAGGAUCCACUGACUAGCAUUUCCUACCAGAUAAACUCCAAAUCCGCUCUGACUUGGCACCAGGCGAGGAAGAGCUGCCAACAGCAGAAUGCUGAACUCUUGAGCAUCACAGAGAUACAUGAACAAACGUACCUGACAGGAUUAACCAGUUCUUUGACUUCAGGACUCUGGACUGGACUUAACAGCCUGAGUUUCAACAGCGGUUGGCAGUGGAGUGGCGGCAGUCCAUUCCGGUAUUUGAACUGGCUACCAGGAAGUCCAUCAGCUGAACCUGGAAAAAGCUGUGUGUCACUAAAUCCUGGAAAAAAUGCAAAAUGGGAGAAUCUGGAAUGUGUUCAGAAACUAGGCUAUAUUUGUAAGAAGGGAAACACUACUUUGAAUUCUUUUGUUAUUCCCUCAGGUAAUUUGCCAAAGAAUCAGCGGAAAACAGGAUCAAGAUUGGACUCAGGAAUUGCAAAAGCUAUAGGUGGAGAACAGUUUAGUGAGAAGAACAUGUCAUCCUUUCCUGGUGCCCUCCUGACUUUCGGAAAGCAACCUUUGUAUAUACUACUCUUGUAUUUUGUUUCCUGUUUAGAGCCAAACGAUGAGUUGUGGAUUGGCUUAAAUGACAUCAAGAUCCAAAUGUACUUUGAGUGGAGUGACGGCACCCCUGUGACAUUCACCAAAUGGCUUCGUGGGGAACCAAGCCACGAGAACAACCGGCAGGAGGACUGUGUGGUGAUGAAAGGCAAGGAUGGGUACUGGGCGGAUCGGGCCUGUGAACAGUCCCUUGGCUACAUCUGCAAGAUGAAAUCACAAACUCAAGCUCCAGGAAUAGUGGAAGUCGAAACAGGCUGCCGGAAAGGCUGGAAAAGAUAUGGGUUUUACUGCUACUUGAUUGGACACACACUGUCAACAUUUACAGAAGCAAAUGAAACCUGUAAAAGCGAGAAGGCUUACUUAACGACUGUUGAAGACAGCCGGCAUUCCUCACAACUGUGGCGAAAGGCAGGGUGCGUUGCCAUGAAAACCGGGAUUGCAGGGGGCUUAUGGGAUGUUUUGAAAUGUGACGAAAAGGCAAAGUUUGUGUGCAAGCACUGGGCAGAAGGAGUGACUCGCCCACCAGAGCCCACCACAACUCCCGAACCCAAAUGCCCGGAGGACUGGGGCACCAGCAGCAAGACAAGCUUGUGUUUCAAGCUGUUUGCAAAAGGAAAACAUGAGAAGAAAACAUGGUUUGAAUCCCGAGAUUUCUGUAGAGCUCUGGGGGGAGACCUGGCCAGUAUCAACAAUAAAGAGGAACAGCAAACAAUAUGGCGGUUGAUAACCCGGCAUUCCUCACAACUGUGUAAGGAACCUAAUAAUUAUCAGAAUGUUGAAUACUGUGGUGAGCUGAAAGGUGACCCUGGUAUGUCCUGGAAUGAUAUUAACUGUGAACACCUUAACAACUGGAUUUGCCAGAUACGAAAAGGAGAAACACCAAAACCUGAGCCAACACCAGCUCCGCAAGACAAUCCACCAGUCACCGAAGAUGGGUGGGUUAUUUACAAAGACUACCAGUAUUAUUUUAGCAAAGAGAAGGAAACCAUGGACAAUGCCCGAGCAUUUUGCAAGAGGAAUUUUGGAGAUCUUGUUUCUAUUCGAAGUGAAAGUGAAAAGAAGUUUCUAUGGAAAUAUGUAAGAACAUGUUGGAUGGACGGAAGCAAGGUGGAUUAUGUGUCUUGGGCCACAGGGGAACCCAAUUUUGCAAAUGAGGAUGAAAACUGUGUAACCAUGUAUUCAAAUUCAGCAUUUCUUACCUAUCACAUGAAAGACUCCACUUUUAAUACCUGGAUCGGGUUGAAUGACGUCAAUUCAGAACACACGUUCCUUUGGACGGAUGGGCGAGGAGUUCAUUAUACCAAUUGGGGGAAAGGUUACCCUGGUGGAAGAAGAAGCAGUCUUUCUUACGAAGAUGCUGACUGUGUUGUUAUCAUCGGAGGCAAAUCAAACGAAGCAGGAAAGUGGAUGGAUGAUACCUGUGACAGUAAGCGUGGCUACAUAUGCCAUACGCUUUCUGAUCCGUCCUUGUCUAAUUCUCCAGCCACAGUUCCAACAGAUGGCUUUAUUAAAUAUGGUAAAAGCAGCUAUUCUCUCAUGAAGUAUAAAUUUCAGUGGCAUGAAGCAGAGAGCUAUUGCAAGCUUCACACUUCCCUUAUUGCCAGCAUCCUGGAUCCCUAUAGCAAUGCAUUUGUGUGGAUGCAAAUGCAGACAUUUAAGGAACGUGUGUGGAUUGCCCUGAACAGUAACUUGUGUCAGGAUUACAACUAUGCCAUGGGAAUGAAGGAAGCAGCUCAGGGACAUAAAAUCCCUGCCACUGAGCCCCCACAACUGCCCGGCAGGUGCCCAGAGUCAGCGCACACAGCGUGGAUUCCUUUCCACGGUCAUUGCUACUAUAUCGAGUCCUCGUAUACAAGGAACUGGGGCCAAGCUUCUCUGGAAUGUCUUCGAAUGGGUUCUUCUCUGGUUUCCAUCGAAAGUGCUGCUGAGUCUAGUUUUCUGUCAUAUCAGGUUGAGCCACUGAAAAGUAAAACCAAUUUUUGGAUAGGAUUGUACAGAAAUAUUGAAGGGAUGUGGCUCUGGGUAAACAACAAUCCAGUCUCCUUUGUCAACUGGAACACAGGAGAUCCUUCUGGUGAACGAAGUGAUUGUGUGGUUUUGUAUGCGUCUUCUGGGUUUUGGAACAAUAUUCACUGUUCUUCCUACAAAGGAUAUAUUUGUAAAAGACCAAAAAUUGUUGAUGCCGAGCCUACUCAUACAUUAAUUACAACAAAAGCUGACUCAAGGAAGAUGGAUCCUGCCAAACCCUCUUCCAACGUGGCAGGAGCAGUUGUUGUCGUGGUCCUCCUUAUUUUAAUGGGUGCUGGCCUCGCCGCCUAUUUCUUCUACAAGAGAAGACGUGUGCCCCUACCUCAAGAGGGUGCCUUUGAAAACACUCUCUAUUUUAACAGUCAAUCAAGUUCGGGAACGAGUGAUACGAAAGAUCUCAUGGGCAACAUUGAACAGAAUGAACACGCAGUUCUCUAGUGUCACCGUGUGAUCUUGAUCGAUUUGGAUUUCAUAAAAUUGUAACUAAAAUUUUAAGUUCUUUAAUUCAAUGUGAUUGUUUCCUUUAAAAUUCGUACUGUAUUGUACUGGUCUGUCCUUUUCUUUUGCCUAAUUGAAGAAAUAAUUGUUCAUUUUCUAGCUGGCAAGAUAUUUUCACAAAAGAGGGAUAAUAAUGUUGAUUACCACUUUUAAUAAAAUCAUAGUGAAAUACACAGCAUUACAGUGCCAACAUUUAGGUAUCACCGAUACGUAGCUAGUGUCAAUUUCAUGCAGUAAUCACAAGAGCUCUAGAAACAACCAAUGAAGCCUCUUGAACUAUUUUAAGGAACUCCCAAAGAUAUGUUACCUAUUAAGCUGUAUUUCGACAAUUAGAAGACC
Messenger RNA from Propithecus coquereli (Coquerel's sifaka), 4232 nucleotides. It is a transcript of the gene MRC1, whose product is annotated as mannose receptor, C type 1. The record is from RefSeq and is a predicted model, not a curated record. The transcript is spliced from 28 exons. NCBI's taxonomy places the organism in Eukaryota, Metazoa, Chordata, Mammalia, Primates, Indriidae. The coding region runs from base 126 to 3833 and encodes 1235 amino acids. Gene Ontology annotation, molecular function: signaling receptor activity.